GGGUCUUGUUACUCGCUACGUACUCCGUUACCAAACUGUUCAGGUCAUAGACACUUCAGCGCCAGCUGAGGAGCCCUCAAUCGUCCCUCCCGCUUCCCCACCCUCCUCCAUCGCUCGUUCUUCCUCCGCUUUACACUCCUACCGCCCGUCUCUGUCCCUAGUCUGCUACCCUCUUACCUCAGCUUCCGACUCUUUCGAGUAACCAAGCAAGGAAACAAGGCAACUACCGUCCCGGCACUGGUCCGCACUCAAGCGCACCAACUUUGGUUUGCUAGUUGGUGCUUCGACUAUUGUUAGGCAACUCUCUCUCGCUGCUCCCUUUGCUCCGGCUUUCUCCCUGCAGAUUGUCACGAGCAAAGGGUGAUACCCAAAUACAUUCCCAAUGUCGAGCCGACGAUCAAUCAAUAUUACUGUGAAUAACCCAGGUGCUGCGUAUUCCUCAACCACAUCAUCGAGCGGAUACGACUCAUCACAGUACAAUUACCGGCACGGUUACGACGACUCGGUAGUCGAUGACGAGGACGACGAGGAGGUGACCGACGACGAGUCCACCGAAGACGACCAUUGGGAUGAACACUACGACGAAAUAGAUCCUUCGGAUUCUGCCUCGGCAACCGCAGAGUACUAUCCUCAUCCUCAUCACGGGCAUCCACCAUUGCCUCCUCAAUCUCCUCACUCCCGCUCUCACAGUACCCACGGCGCCCGGAGUCCCCGGCUGCUAGAACGCAGCGAAUCUGCGUCGCGCCGGCAUCUAGUUCCCGCAGGAAGACAGUCUUACUCUUACCGCUCCCCGACGGCUCCUCCCCCCAUGGAGUCGGAAUACGGGGACGAGUUUGGAGGAUAUGGUGGGCGCGGCCAUGGACACCACUCACAACCCGGCUACUAUGGCCGUGGCGCGGGACACAGCGCCUACGCUCCCAGCCAUGCUGGAUACGUGCCCAGCCAUUACGGAAACCAGAUGGUGCCAUACGACUACAAUAACCCAUUCUCUCCCUCUCCCAUGAACGACACCCUCACCAGAACCAGACGCGGUGGUGGCGGCGACGACUACUUCGGCGGCCACGACCCGCGUGGCCAUAAUCCGCGCGGCCACCACUACGACAUGAUGCCCUACGGAGGAGGAGGAGGACCAGGCGCCGCCGCCGGCGCUCUCGGUUACUACGGUGCCGGAGGCGGCUUCGGCGCCCCCGGGCCCAGCCACAUGGCCGGACUAAUGUUCCAACCCCCUCCACCACCGCCCACCGAACACCCGGGCAAGUCGCCAACUCCCGCGCCAGAGAAGAAGCUCGAUCCAGAGAUGGAAGCUCUCAAGAAGCAACUGGAAGAGUUCCAACUGGAAAAGAAGCGCAAAGAAGAAGAGGAAAAGAAUCGCGAGAUCGAGCGCAAGAUCCGCGAAAAAGCCGAGGAGGAGCUGCGCAAAAAGCAGGAAGAGGACCGCAAGCGCGCCGAAGAGGAGAAGAAGCGCCAAGCGGAGCAGAACGCCGAGAUGGAGCGGGCUGUCAAGGAGGCGCAGCGAGCGGCGGAGGAGAAGGCCGCUCAGGCGCGCAAAGAAGAGGAAGAGAGGCAGAGGAAACACGCCGAAGCGCUGGCCGAGGCUCAGAGGAAGGCAAGAGCUGAGUUCGAGGCUGAGUUGAAGGCUGCUGAGGAGCGGCGCAAGCGCGAGGAGGAGCAGGCUAAGAUCGCUGCUGAGCUUGAGAAGCAGAGGAUCGAAGCGGCUGUGAGGGCGAAGGAGGAAGAGCUCAAGAAGAAGCAUGCCGAGGAAGAGCUGCAGCGGAUUGCGGCCGAGAAGAAGGCGGCCGAGGAGGCCGCGGAGAGGAAACGGCUGGAAGAUGAAGCCAAAGCGAGGCUGGACCGGGCGCUUAAGGAGACCGAGGAAAAGAUCGCUGCCGCCAUCCGGGCCGACCGGGAAAAGGCCGCCGAGGAGGCGGCCAAGAAGGCGGCCGAAGAAGCCGAGAAGGCGCGCAAGCAGAAGGAGUUCGAGGAGUGGCAGAAGCACCUCGAGGCCGAGGCCAAGCUGAAGGCCGAGAUCGAAGCCCGCGAGCGGAUGGAAAAAGAAAGAGCGGAAGCCGCGAAAGCCGCGGCCGCCGAGGAGGAGCGCAAGAAGGCGGAGGAGGCACUGCGUAAGCGGCUCCUGGACGAGGCCGAGAACAAGGCCCGGGAAGCUGCCGAGAAGGCCAAGGCCGCCGAGGAGGAGAAGAAGGCUGCCGAGGAGGCGCUCAAGAAGAAGAUCCUGGCCGAGGAGGAGGCCAAGAGGCAGAAGGAGGAGGAGGCUGAACAGAAGAAAGAUAAGGCCCCUAUCAGAUUUAAGGACGCUGUAGGCCGCAAGUUCAGCUUCCCCUUCCGUCUGUGCCAGACGUGGCAGGGCAUGGAAGAGCUCAUCAAACAAGCCUUCCUCCACGUCGACGUCAUCGGCCCCCACGUCCAAGAAGGUCACUACGACCUGAUCGGCCCCGACGGCGAGGUCAUCCUCCCCUCCGUCUGGGAGCGCGUCAUCGAGCCCGACUGGCAAAUCACCAUGCAAAUGUGGCCCAUGGACAAAGCGCCCCUCCGCAACCAGAUGCCCCCCGGUGGUCUACCCCCGGGCUUCGGCGCCGGUGCCCACGCAGGUGGCCUCGGAGGAGGUCACGGCAGUCUCGGUGGUCUUCCCGGCCAAGGCCGUUCCAUGUUCCCCGGCGCUCCACCCGCUUCUCGUCUACCCCCCGGCAUCUCGGACGCUCACGGGCACAGAAUGGCGCAUGACAUGUUCCCUCCCGGCCAGCCGGUCCGUCCGCCUAUGGGAAUGCCUCCUCCUGGUAUGGGUCUUGGUGGUGGUGGUGGUGGUGGUAUCCCGCCUCCGCCUCCGCCUGGUUGGCCCGGUAGUGGGAGUAGACACGCUGCGCCGCCGCCCAGACCGGCGGCGAUUGUGGUCGAUGUCGAGCCGGAGGUUAGGCAACAUAAGAGCAAGCACUCGUCGAGCCAUAGCAGGAAGGAGACGAAGGCGACGGUGCUUGGGUGGAUGGCGGGCGGGAAGCCGGUGAAGAGUAGUAGUAAGAAGUAUGUCCUUGUUAGGAAGAAGCACUAAACGAGUCACUUGGGAGAAGACGCCGCCAAAUUCAUCGACG
Neurospora tetraspora is the source of this 3101-nucleotide messenger RNA. RefSeq lists its product as uncharacterized. The record is from RefSeq and is a predicted model, not a curated record. Bases 383 to 3061 code for a protein of 892 amino acids. NCBI's taxonomy places the organism in Eukaryota, Fungi, Ascomycota, Sordariomycetes, Sordariales, Sordariaceae. The transcript has 4 exons.